This is a messenger RNA of Symbiodinium natans, 465 nucleotides long. Lineage: Eukaryota; Dinophyceae; Suessiales; Symbiodiniaceae. The record is from the annotation of a GenBank genome assembly.
AUGGCCCCCAAUGCAGCCAACGCUGCCAAAGCAUUGCGCGCGGCUGCAGCGGGUGGCGAUGCCACAGCGCUGCGGCGGCAACUUUCGGAGGCCCAGUCUCUGGGCACUUGUGCCAAGAUCAUCAAUUCCCAGGACCCAGACUACGACCUGACGGCUUUGGCUUUGGCCGCCCAACACGGCGCGGCUGAGUGCGUGGAGGUUCUCCUGGCAGCACGCGCUGAUGUGAAUGCCGACUCUGAGGAUGCAGGUGGCCGCACAGCACUACAUUUCGCGGCCUACGAUGGUCAUGUCGAAGUAGUCCAACUUCUGGUUAGCGCCCGGGCAAACACGAACGCACGUUGCUCAACAGGAGAAACUGCGGAGCAGAUCGCCCAGCAGAGGGCCAAGGAGUGGAGAAUUGGCGGCGGAGAUGGCGAGGAGGAUAUCGCGGCGUUGCAGAAGGUUCUUGCCAUCCUUCACGCCUGA